Cladocopium goreaui is the source of this 1844-nucleotide messenger RNA. The record is from the annotation of a GenBank genome assembly. NCBI's taxonomy places the organism in Eukaryota, Dinophyceae, Suessiales, Symbiodiniaceae.
GGAUCCGGCUGUAUGAGCUAAAUCCGUCCAGUACUUGGGGCCUCAUGGUGUUCGCGUCCAAACUUCCAUGUGGGAAACACGUUGGAGCACUAGUGCUGGCCUUGCUUGGGCCAGUAGCCGCAUCACCACAGGACAAGCCACCAGCCGCAGUCCAGGGCACUAAAAAGAAGCACCAUGGUCUGCAAAAUGGCCUCACAGCUGUCGGUUUGCCGGCACCCUGGGGUGCCUCAGCACCAGUAUCCAGCAUCGUGCAGGGUCAUUUGGCUCCAACCGUGCACGCAUCUGGCCAAGCCUCCAGCAGCUUGUGGGCCUGUAUUGUGGCAGGUGCCGGAGCAGUCGGGCACAACAUCCGCCAGAAUCGGGAGCCUCGAAACCGGCGGCAACCUCGAAGGGGUGCCAGGCAAGUUACUCCGGCCGCGGUGGCCCCGGUGGCCGUGGAAGCAGAGGCUGUGGAGUCGGAUCCUGAAGUGACAGUUGCAGGCUGGCAAACAGAGAGCGAAGACGAGUCUAUGGAACACUUGAAUCGAAUUGGCAAGCAGAAUCAGAUACAGUUUUUACAACAAGUGAUGGGUCACGAGAUGCAAGGCGGGCAAAGCCGGCCGAACCCAUUUCCUCAAGUGCCGCAAGAGGCUUUCCAACCACUCCCAGUCCAACCACUCCCAGUCCAACCACUCCAGCCCCAAUCGAUGAUCAGUCAGAAUAUGACGAACCCAACUCCGGAGAAUCCCAACUUCCAGUACUACGAUCCGCAGUUCAAUCAGCAAAUGAUGUAUUGGCAACAGCCGAUGCAGCAAACGCAGCAGUUGAACCACUUCAAUCAGCAAAUGCAGAUGCAGAUGCAUCAAUCCUUAGAGCAGCAGCCAAGGCUCCAACCUUUGCAAUACAAUGUCCCGGAGGGCAUGGUCUUGGUGGUUGUGCCAGUUGAGCCUGGUGCAGAACAAGGUGAGGCCCAGCAACCUCAGCGCCACGCUGAGAUGGACAGUCGAAGCUCUAGCCAUCAACAUGCGCCUGUGAACCGAGCCCCUUCCGUGUCCUCCAUUCCCUCAGAGAUCUCCACCGAGAUUGGUUCCUCUGUAUCCACGCAGACUGCACACAGUACCCGUUCUCGUGCCAGGUGGAACAACAAAGACUGUGAAGCAGUUGUGCGUCAACUGCAAACAUGUGGCUUGGACGCCCUCCAGCGCAGGAGGCUAUUGGAGCAGAUCGCAGAGGACGCGUGGACAAUGGCCAUCACCAAACAUGGCACACGAGUCGUCCAAGCUGCAUUGGAAGUGGCCGACCUCACCGAAAAGUUGAACUUAGUGAUGUCUCUCAGGGGCCGAGUGUGGCAGGCGUUGAAGUCUCCUCAUGCAAAUCAUGUGUUGCAGAAGGCGAUUUCACAUUUGCCACCGAAAAAGCUGGACUUUGUCGUCGCCGAGCUCAGAGGGCGAGUUGGUGAUGCUGCCCGUCAUCCCUUUGGAUGCCGUGUGUUGGAAAGGCUGCUGGAGCACUGUCCGCGUGAGCAGACUGAGCCCAUUGCAAGAGAGGUUUUGGCAGAUGUUGUGGAGCUGAGCAAGCAUGCAUACGGAAACUAUGUGGUACAACAUACCUUGGAGCACGGCAGUCCGCUGCAAAAGCAGCAGCUCUGCGAGGCAAUGCGGAUGGAAAUUGGCCGUUUGGCAAGACACAAGGUGGCUAGCCACGUGGUCGAAUGCGCUCUUCUUCAUAGCUCUCCAGACGCGAGACAAAUGUUGAAAGAUGCGAUGGCCAGCAAUGCAGAGGAGCUUGCAAGUGACUUGGCCGACAAUAGUCUCACGGCCAGCAACUACGGCAGUUUUGUGGUCAAAGAGAUGAAAAAGCGCUAG